Molecule: messenger RNA, 1499 nt
Organism: Alligator mississippiensis (American alligator)
Lineage: Eukaryota; Metazoa; Chordata; Crocodylia; Alligatoridae
Product: hepatic and glial cell adhesion molecule
Exons: 11
Coding region: 105-1400 (431 amino acids)
Source: RefSeq, a predicted model, not a curated record
CGGGCUCGGGGCGCGCGGAGCCCGCUGCAAGCGGCGCCCCCCGCUCCGCCCGCCCGCCCGGCCAGGAGCAGCGCCCGGGCCCUGGCCCUGGCCCUGGGCCGGCCAUGAAGGCGACCUGGUUCUGCACGGCGAGUCUGGGUGAAGGAUGCAGGUUGUUUGCAGUUCUGUUGCUGGUUUGCCAGUGGUCUGCAGAAGCAGCAGGAAUCACUGAUCAAAAAACUUCAGCUGUUGGAUCCUCAGUGCUGCUAAUUGCACCAGACAGCAUAAAGGAUGUGAACUAUAUACAAUGGGAAUAUAUUCAUGGUUCCUCAACCCACUUUAUUGUGCAGUACUAUAAGGAUUCAUCAGCUCCAACAAUCUAUGAGCACUUUGCAGGAAGAGUAGAUUUCAUUUCCUCCAAUGGCUCUCUUUUGUUGAAAGAAUUACAAGAGGCAGACAGUGGGAUCUACAAAGCUACUGUCAAUUUGAUAGAAAGUGAUGCCAGGAAAACCAUCCUCACAGUUAUCAAACCUUUGUCUGAGCCUCAGGUGUGGUGCAAUUCCAGCCUCGCAGGCUUCCCCAUCAAAAUAGUCUGUGAUGUUCAGGAAGGAAAAGUGGACAUGUUUUCCUGGGAGAAAGAGGGAGGCCCUCUCCCACCAGAGAGGUGCUACCAGUUGUCUAAAAACCGCAGCGUGCUGCACAUCAUGAAAGGGGAAAAAUCAGACUGUGGCUCCUACUCCUGCAAUGUCAGCAAUGAAAUAAGCUGGAAUGAAACCUCCCUGAACUUGACCAUUAUAGGUGUCUCAUCUUCGCUUGAGCAUGCUCAGACAAUGUCUGGUGUUGCACUGGUAUUUGCUCUGGUUGCUGUGCUGGGCUUUACUAUGCUGCUCUGUCAAUCAGCAAAGCGAAGAAUCAAGGGAGAAACAUGGAGAUGGCUGUUUGUGUUUAUCCAUGGGCUGGUGUGUCUCUCUUGUGUCCUGCUCUUUGUUGCCAUGGUCAUUUGGAUGCACAAUGAAGGUCCCUCUCCUGCCUUCAUAUUACUUGAGCUUUUCCUUCUGUAUGCAAUAAUAAUAACCAUCCUGGUAAUGGGAACACUGGCAUUGAAGCCAGCAAAGCUCAGUGGAUUCAAAACCAAAAUAUGGCAUCGUGUUAUCCUGGACUCUGCAGCUCCCGGAGCAAUGAUUGCAGUGGUGCUCUUUGCCUGUCUCCUACUCCAAAAAAUCCACCAACUCCAUGAGAGAGGCUGCUCACAACCCGCAGAUCUCACGGGGAGCACAGUCAUCUCAGCAGUUACAGCUCUUCUUGGCCUUCUGUUCCUCUUUAUAUGGUAUCACAAGACUCAAGUUCCCAAGAGAGAAGCAGAAUGCCCUGCUAGAGAACAGGUGCAGGAGCUAAGGGAAAGAACUCAGGAGCAACAGUAAGAAAGAAUAUGUUCUUUGCCAGCCAAGAGCUCUACUUCCACCCCAGGCCAGCUCCUGAAGAAGCUACAGACUACUUUGGGCAUCUGUUAUCGUAGGAAG